GACACGCCUCAUUCGCAUCUGUCAUCCAAGACACACAAGGAGAACAAUCGGAUUAAAUAGAAUAAACAGAAUAGGAAUCUAUUUCUUCACUUUCUUCUGGUGGCUGAAGAAGACAGGAUGUCAUUGAAAGGUGCAAAGGGAGGAGCAGAGGGUCGACCAUCAUCAGCAGCCAGCAUGUCUCCUCGAGCGGGGCGCGGGGCAGCGGCGGCAGCAGCUGGCAGAUCGCCUGCUUCUGGGAGAUUCAAAAACAAGGCCCUUCAGCUCAGCCUCUCCAAGAAAUUCUGCUCCAGGUCACAGUCGUCUUCGGCCAAAGGGAAGGCCGCUGGCGAGGAGGGGUCUCGGCGCCAAGGUAAGAGGAGCCUCAGCAACAGCUCAGCAGUGGCCGCCGCCUACGUCUCCUACCUCAAUAAACUCUUUGGGGAGGAGAGGGAGCUGAUGCCAGAGGAGCUGGAUGAGCUGCAGGAGGCCUUUAAGGAAUUUGACUAUGACGCGGACGGCUUCAUCCAUUACAAAGACAUCGCCGACUGCAUGAGGACCAUGGGCUACAUGCCUACGGAGAUGGAGAUCAUCGAGAUCAUCCAGCAAAUCAAGAUGAAAUGGGGUGGACACGUCGACUUUGAUGACUUCUGCUCGCUGAUGGGGCCGAGGAUGUUGGCCGAGACCGCUCACAUGGUCGGAAUGAAGGAGCUGCGCUGUGCCUUCAAACAGUUCGACUGUGACGGCGAUGGAAAGAUCACGUGUGAUGAGCUGAAGGAGGGCAUGAAGACCCUGCUGGGGGAGAAGCUGAAGAAAGGUGAGCUGGAGGAGAUCCUCGGCGACAUUGACCUCAACAAAGACGGCAACAUUGAUUUUGACGAGUUUGUUAUGAUGCUUUCUGCACGAUGAGCCCUGACGGAAGAAGACGGAGAGAACAGAGCAGGAUUCCCCAGCUGAACCGUCUCCACUGGCUCCUUCCUGCUGCUGUGAUUCAUCUACAUCCCAAAUGUCUGACUGUAAAAUAUAUAUAUUUAUAUGUGUCUGUAUAUAUGUAUUAUAUAUGUGUUUAUAUUUUCAUCAUAAAAGUUGUGGUUGAUUAAG
Messenger RNA from Platichthys flesus (European flounder), 1077 nucleotides. It is a transcript of the gene cabp4, whose product is annotated as calcium binding protein 4. The coding region runs from base 118 to 885 and encodes 255 amino acids. Gene Ontology annotation, molecular function: calcium ion binding. Lineage: Eukaryota; Metazoa; Chordata; Actinopteri; Pleuronectiformes; Pleuronectidae. The transcript has 9 exons. The record is from RefSeq and is a predicted model, not a curated record.